ACAUUCCAAAGUGACAUCCAUCCCGCUCUAUAUUUUAUUCUGUUGACCGUACUUUCUCAGCACCAUUGUCCCAUUCUCUUUCGCUCUCACACUUGCACUCUCUAUUUUCCAUCACAACCGUUCCCAGUCCUCUGCUGCCAGAAUUAUCUCACUUUUCUCAAAGCUUGAACCCAAAUUCCCCAGUCCUCACAACACACGUCAACAUGCCAGGCAUCGCUGUGCACUUCGGUGGCGGCAACAUCGGUCGUGGUUUCAUCGCCGAGUUGCUACAUGAAUCCGGCUUCCAGGUUGUCUUCGUCGAUGUCGUAGACGACCUCAUCGACCGCAUCAAUGCUGCAAAAUCAUACAAGAUCACAGAAGUCGGUCCUGACGGAGAGAAGAGCAAGACAAUCACCAAUUACAAGGCUCUCAAUUCGAAGUACCAGAUGGAAGAGGUGGUCAAAACUAUCGCUGACGCUGAUGUCGUCACCUGCGCUGUCGGUCCAAACGUCCUUAAGUUCAUCGCCAAACCCAUUGCUGAGGGUAUCAUGGCACGCACCAAGUCCAAGCCGCUCGCUGUCAUUGCGUGUGAAAACAUGAUCAAUGCCACCGACGCACUGAGAGAGCAAAUCAUCGACCCAAAGAACAUGAAGCCCGACUUCCUUCCCCAGCUCCCCUCAAAGGCCGAGUUCGGCAAUUCUGCUAUUGACAGAAUUGUCCCAACUCAACCAGCAGAUGCCAACUUGGACGUUGUCAUCGAGAGCUUCUUCGAAUGGUGUGUCGAGACCACUGGCUUCAAGUCAGGUCAUCCUGAAAUCAAGGGUAUUCACUGGGUUGAUGACCUCGAACCAUACAUUGAGCGCAAGCUCUUCACUGUCAACACCAGCCAUGCCACCGCAGCUUACUUCGGCUACUACAAGGGCAAGAAGACUAUCCACGAGGCUAUGGCUGAUCCCGAGAUCAAGCACGAGGUCCACGAGGCUCUCGAGGAGACGGCUCACUUGAUCAGCGGCAAGCACGGCAUCACCCCCGAAGAACAACAAGAAUACGUCGACACCAUCAUCUCCCGUAUCUCCAACCCUCACCUUGAGGAUGUUCCAGUUCGCGUUGGUCGUGCACCUCUCCGCAAGCUCGGUCGCAAGGAACGAUUCAUUGGACCUGCUUCUCAGCUCGCCGAGCGUGGCUACGACGUUACCGCAUUGCUCCGCGGUGUUGAGAUGGCGCUUCGGUUCCAGAACGUUGAGGGUGAUGAGGAGAGCGCAGAGUUGGCAAAGAUCAUGAGCACUAUGUCACCAGAGGAAGCCACCACCAAGCUCACUGGCCUUGAGAAGGAUCACCCCCUCUACGCCAAGGUCUUGGAAAAGGUCACGCUCGUUCAGAAUGAGAUGAAGAAAUGAUGGCUUGGUGUGACCGCCUGCUUGCAUAUGACUCAUGAGAACAUGGAUUGAUCACUUUCGGUACUUGAUGAUGAAAGGUGUUGACGGUGGAAAAAGUAUUCAGGAGUAUCUUGCCUCAUUUUCGCAGUGCCCGAAUACUCCAUUACCAGGUAGACUUGAUACAGGAAGCAUUCUUGAAAUUCAAUACGAGAUCCGAUGAAUCAGUCAUAAAA
Molecule: messenger RNA, 1588 nt
Organism: Exophiala xenobiotica
Lineage: Eukaryota; Fungi; Ascomycota; Eurotiomycetes; Chaetothyriales; Herpotrichiellaceae
Exons: 2
Coding region: 204-1376 (390 amino acids)
Biological process (GO): mannitol catabolic process
Cellular component (GO): cytosol
Molecular function (GO): mannitol-1-phosphate 5-dehydrogenase activity
Source: RefSeq, a predicted model, not a curated record